AUGGCUCCACCUACCAACCUCAUAUUACGGUACACGAUGGACAAACAUCCUAAUAAUAUCUGUAUCAGCAUGCCACCCAACUCGAAGAAUUCCGAGUUAAAACCCGCUAUUCAUGUGUACCACAAAGAUGGCCCUCUGCGUGAGCUCACCACCGAAAUCCCCAUCUCCCCCCAUGAGACCGUCGAUGAACGUAUGAAAGUGAUGAAGCUGGAACAUGCUACUAUUGAGGAGGCCAAGGGAAAGGUUUGUUCAACCGCAUCUGACGCUGCGAGCUCAUGGGAGUCUCAAAAGCACGAACUUGAAAGGUCGAGGGACGAGGCAAUCGCACGCGCUGAUAAGGGAGACAAGCUGGUGCAAAGGCUACUGCGGGAAGACGUCUCUAAGCGUGAGGAGUAUCAGGCCCAAGAAUCUGAAAUGGAGUCUCUCAACAACAGAGUCAUGAACGCUGCUGUGAUCAACAAGACCGGUAGUACUAGUGCCUCUCCAACCACCGAAGAACUCUCAAAACUGCACACGCAAGAACUCAAGACUCUACACGCCCAGGUGACUGCCCUGCAUAAGGCAUCCAUCAAAGCAGCAGCCGACGCUGAAAUUAUGGCUGCCAAAGCGGAGGCUGCUGCUGUUGCUGCUUCCAAAAAGUCAAUGCAAGUUGUGACUGCGGCUUCCACCAAGGUAGCAGUUGAGACUAUAUCCUUGUUCUUGUGCUUUCUUCUUCUUUUUGGUGUCCUAUUUUUUUCGUCUAUUACGUAG
Messenger RNA from Suillus plorans, 750 nucleotides. RefSeq lists its product as uncharacterized. Lineage: Eukaryota; Fungi; Basidiomycota; Agaricomycetes; Boletales; Suillaceae. The record is from RefSeq and is a predicted model, not a curated record. The coding region runs from base 1 to 750 and encodes 249 amino acids. The transcript is spliced from 3 exons.